AUGGCGGAUUCAGGGCACGAGAUCGGAGUCAGAUGCCAUCAUUGCGCAGGCCCUCUCACGAAAGAUUUGGAAACUAGUGAUUGGACUGUUGCUCCGUUUAUCAGGGAUAGCUUUUCUAUGAUUGGAUCAGCAGUUGGUGGUACCGCAAGUGCAUUCAUUGGAUUUAACCAUGUUAUGCCAAUUGUACGCAAGUGCAUAAAAGGUCCCAUGUGGUUACAUUUUCUUGUUGGGGCACCGCCUGUUAUAGUUCUUUCAUCUGCCUGUGCUGGACUAGCAGGUGGCACUGUACCGGCACUGGCACAGCUUGCUUCAUCUUCAUACCGAGCAGCGGUCCAUUCGUCUGAGCCACCAGAAAAUAACAAAAUGCACAAGUCUACGACUUCUCCUCUGUAA
This is a messenger RNA of Arabis nemorensis, 393 nucleotides long. NCBI's taxonomy places the organism in Eukaryota, Viridiplantae, Streptophyta, Magnoliopsida, Brassicales, Brassicaceae. The record is from the annotation of a GenBank genome assembly.